UUGUAAGUUGUAAACCUAGACUAGACUAGAUUGUGCCAUGUCAAUUUGAAUUGCAAAUUCACAAAGCAAUUUCAGCCUGCUGGAAGUUUGGAGCAGCUAGAGAGAGACUCAUCGCCGCCGCCGCCGACCGCCGCUGCAUCCUCAGCUCUCGUCAAGCUGCUUCCUGCCACUCGCCAACUGCUGCAGUCUCUCUUGAUUUUCUUACUAGUAGCUUGGAGGGCAUGGGUAAAGAAGGCAAGAGGGGAAACAGAAACCCUUUCAAACGAAGAAAAUCAACCCACCUUGAAGAUGUUUCUGUCGCAAACAGCAUGAUGGACGAUGAAAUCGAUGCCUUUCACAAUCAGAGAGAUAUUGUUCCUUUGGACAUAAAUGACGACGUGGAAGGAUCAGACGAAGCUGAUGAGCACCCUGUACUGGAUUUCGAGGAUGCUAAUGAUGACGAGGAAGACAAUGAGAAUGAAGAUGAUGACACUGAGGAUGACACGCAGCUUACAGGCCUUGCUGCAAAAAUUGCAAGGCAACAAAAAUAUUUAAAGUCUAAGAUUGGCGGUGUUGAGGAUGAAAUGCAAGAUGAUGUUGAAGAUGAUGAAGAAAAAAAGGCAGUAUGGGGUAGAAGAAAGAAUAUAUACUAUAGUGCUGAUAAUGUGGAUUAUGAGCUGCAAUCAAGUGAUGAUGAGCUUCUUGCCGAGGAAGAGGCGGAGGUUAUGAGAUUACAGAAGGAGAGAGCCAAGUUAUUAACAAUGGAAGACUAUGGCCUUGAAGAUGUUAGUCUAGAAGAGAGUGAUGGGGAGCCAACACUGGGGGAAUUUAUGGGUAAAGGGAAAUCAAAAUCAAAAGCUUCACUAGAUAAAAAGGCUCACAUUGACCCUGACGUAGCUUACGAGAAAGUUGAGAAAGACUUGAAUGCUUUGUCAAAGGAAGAACAGAUGGAUGUUGUGUAUAGUUCUGCCCCAGAAUUGGUUGGUUUGCUGUCAGAGCUGAAUUAUGCACUUGAAGAGCUUGAAAACAAAGUUGAUCCACUUAUAAGCAAGGUUAGAGAAGGGGGAGAUAAAAAGGCAGGUGGUAUGGAUUAUUUGGAGGUGAAACGGCUCCUGCUGCUGGCAUAUUGCCAAGCUAUUAUCGCUUAUCUUCUUCUCAAAUCUGAAGGUUUCCCAGUUCGCAAUCACCCUGUCAUUGCUCGCCUUGUAGAGAUAAAGAGCUUAGUGGACAAGAUGAAACAACUUGAUGAAAAUCUUCCAUCUAAACUUGAGAAUAUGUUGAGCGGGAGAAAUCAGACUGAAAAUGUUGCACCAAAAACUGAUUCUUCCAUUCAUUCGGUUUCAUUUGAAAAGCUGGAAGCAACAAUUCUGCCACAUGAAGCAGGCCAGGUUUUAAAAGUGGAUUCUAUGAAGGAUAAUGAGAACAAAGAGAGAAAAUGCAAGCAUCUGGUGAGUCCUAAUGAUCAAGUUAGUAAAGAGAGUGCUGAAAUGCUAAAAAUAAGAGCUGCCCUUGAGGAAAAGUUGAAGCAGAAGGGUAUUUUCAGUUCAAUUGCAUCGAAGCCCAAUAGGGUGAACCCCGAUAAGGUGCAAUCUGAUAGGGUUCAGAAACAUCAAAAACCAAUUAAUAGACAACUUGAAACAUUAGAUGAUUUUGAUGAUGAUGCUACUGAGCCAGAAAGAGGCACUCAUGGGAUGCGCAAGGGGAAUGUUAGUUCACCUAAACUUUCCCAGCUUAUAACACUUCACACUCAGAGGAAUAAGCCAAAGGUCUUUUCUGGCGACUAUGAUGCACCUAAGCGGGAUGAUAUUGGAGAAAGGCGAAGGAAGCUUGAGCUCCGGGUUCUUGCAAGAGCUGGAAUCAAGCCCACUGACGAUGAUGAAGAUGAGCCCAGCAAUAUGCAGAUGGGCAAUGCCGAGGAACCAUCAUCCGAAGAUGAGUUUUACCAAGAAGUGAAACAACAGCGGGCUGAAAGACUUGCUGCAAAAAGGGAGAAGUAUUCAAGACCCGUGGCAGUCCCAUCUGUGCCCGAAGAAAUCCCAGAAAAUGGGAAGCGGCCAAUUACUUAUGAGAUGGAGAAGAAUAGAGGACUGACUCGUUAUCGCAAGAAGCUGACGAAGAAUCCCAGGAAGAAAUACAAGUUGAAGCACCAGAAAGCAGUGGUGCGACGAAAAGGGCAGGUGCGGGACAUCAGGAGGCCUACUGGUUCGUAUGGUGGGGAAGCCUCUGGCAUUAAUGCUGGAAUCAGUAGAAGCAUCAGAUUCAAGUAUUAACGUAAAGUCCAUUUGUUCCAUAUCCAUUACAUUCAACUUUUCCGGGAUACCCAGAUGGGAUAUCUGUUUCAAAUUUUGCCCCUUUUCCCCCCCUUCCAUUAAAAGAAAAGAAAAACUAGGGUUUUAGGUGAGCCAUUGCUUUUCGGUGUUUCAAAAUAUUUUCUUCUCUGAGGACGUUGAAAGUUACAGAUUUUCCAGUGUUUAGAGAA
Messenger RNA from Diospyros lotus (date-plum), 2458 nucleotides. RefSeq names its product protein THALLO. Gene Ontology annotation, cellular component: small-subunit processome; nucleolus. NCBI's taxonomy places the organism in Eukaryota, Viridiplantae, Streptophyta, Magnoliopsida, Ericales, Ebenaceae. The record is from RefSeq and is a predicted model, not a curated record. The coding region runs from base 222 to 2249 and encodes 675 amino acids. Gene Ontology annotation, biological process: maturation of SSU-rRNA from tricistronic rRNA transcript (SSU-rRNA, 5.8S rRNA, LSU-rRNA). The transcript is spliced from 17 exons.